AGGGGGCGUGGUAGUAAAAUGACUUCUGUAAAGAGUGGCUCGCGAACAGUAGGCACCGACAAAAACGGUUCGAUUUCGACGAUUGGAAAGUCGGCCAGCGGCGAAUUGAUGUCGACCUGGUCGCGGGCCUUCACGGCCAACUCGGAGUGGCCCGACAAGGAUGAAUUUUUAGACGUCAUUUACUGGGCAAGACAAAUCCUCGGCAUCCUUAUUGGAAUCGUUUGGGGUGUUUUGCCGUUGAAGGGCUUCAUUGCCUUGCUCUUGUUUGCGAUUGUUAACGCCGGUCUCGUUUAUCUGUAUUUUUCUACCUUCCAAAAUGUGGAUGAGGAGGAAUACGGUGGUGCUUGGGAACUGACCAAAGAAGGAUUUAUGACGUCGUUUGCUGGAUUUUUGGUUACAUGGAUUAUUAUUUACUCAGGACUUCAUCAUCAAUGACACAGAUUUCCCGGUGAUAUUGCUGGAGUGUUGAUGUGACUGAAGACAUUUAACCUGAGUACUGUCACGAAGCGUCAUAAUUUCGAGAAAGUUGUUGUUUCUUAUAAUUUAUUUGUUUGGAGCGCGUCCCUUGAACGCUAUCAGUUUACGGUUGUAUUAAAAUGCAUCAAUUCCAACCAAACAAUAUGUUUUUGCCUUUGGAGUGCGAAGUGGUCAUUUUUAUACCUGUUUAUUCGUUAUCCUAAUGUAAUAAUUCAACUUGUACCAUGUUUUCCUACUCCACGUUAUGAAAGAAAUAAAUAGUGGAAGCAUUUGUAAUAAAUCAGAGGAAAGUUGAGAUGGAA
Molecule: messenger RNA, 779 nt
Organism: Cloeon dipterum
Lineage: Eukaryota; Metazoa; Arthropoda; Insecta; Ephemeroptera; Baetidae
Product: GEL complex subunit OPTI
Exons: 4
Coding region: 19-435 (138 amino acids)
Biological process (GO): mitochondrial respirasome assembly
Source: RefSeq, a predicted model, not a curated record